Messenger RNA from Magnolia sinica, 921 nucleotides. Its product is annotated as probable xyloglucan endotransglucosylase/hydrolase protein 23. The transcript has 3 exons. Gene Ontology annotation, cellular component: cell wall; apoplast. The record is from RefSeq and is a predicted model, not a curated record. Bases 27 to 920 code for a protein of 297 amino acids. Gene Ontology annotation, biological process: xyloglucan metabolic process; cell wall biogenesis. NCBI's taxonomy places the organism in Eukaryota, Viridiplantae, Streptophyta, Magnoliopsida, Magnoliales, Magnoliaceae. Gene Ontology annotation, molecular function: xyloglucan:xyloglucosyl transferase activity; hydrolase activity, hydrolyzing O-glycosyl compounds.
CUCUCUCUCUCUCUCUCUCUCUCUAAAUGGCUUCUUCUUCUUAUUCCUUCUCUUACACUGCCAAACUAAUGCUCGUAGUGUUGGUAUUAUCAACCUCAUUAAUGGCAGCCUCUGCAACUAACUUCAACCGAGACUUUGAUAUCACGUGGGGCGGCGACCGUGCUAAGAUUCUCAACAAUGGGAAGCGCCUAACCCUAUCUCUCGACAAAACCUCCGGCUCCGGCUUCCUAUCCAAGCAUUCUUAUCUCUUCGGAGAGAUCAGCAUGCAGUUGAAGCUCGUCUCCGGCAACUCCGCUGGUACCUUCACCGCCUUCUACCUUUCAUCGAGUGGAGCGACGUGGGAUGAGAUUGAUUUCGAAUUCCUUGGAAAUCUGAGCGGUGAUCCUUACACUGUCCAUACUAACGUAUUCACACAAGGGAAGGGUAACAGGGAGGAGCAAUUCCACCUUUGGUUUGAUCCUACCAAAGCCUUCCACACCUAUUCCAUACUUUGGAACCCUAGACAAAUUGUUUUCUCUGUGGACGGCAUUCCAAUCAGAGUCUUCACAAAUGAAGAAUCCAUCGGCAUUCCCUUCCCUAACAAACAGCCCAUGAAGAUCUUCUCGAGUCUAUGGAAUGCUGACGAUUGGGCCACUAGAGGUGGGCUCAUCAAGACUGAUUGGACGAAAUCGCCGUUCAUUACCUCCUUCAGGAACUUCAAGGAACGAGCUUGUGUGUGUUUUUCCGACGCCACUUCUUCAUGCGCUUCAAAUUCUCCUACAUCGCUGUCCGGAGAUUGGCUGAAUCAAGAGCUUGAUUCGAAGAGCAAGCAGCAGCUGAUAUGGGUGCGAAAGAAUUACAUGAUUUACGAUUACUGUGCUGAUUCCAAGCGGUUUGUGCAGGGAUUCCCGCCAGAAUGCAGAUAUGCCGCUCUCGUUUAGA